This is a messenger RNA of Malassezia japonica, 3249 nucleotides long. RefSeq lists its product as uncharacterized. Gene Ontology annotation, biological process: carbohydrate metabolic process. The record is from RefSeq and is a predicted model, not a curated record. Lineage: Eukaryota; Fungi; Basidiomycota; Malasseziomycetes; Malasseziales; Malasseziaceae. The transcript has a single exon. The coding region runs from base 1 to 3249 and encodes 1082 amino acids.
AUGAGCGCCGUGUUCGAGGUGGACAGACUGAGUGUCGCGCUUCUCGUAGCCCUGCUUGUGGUGCUGGGGCUGGUCAAGUACUUACAGCAGUACGACCAGCCGCUGUUGCACCCCCUGAUCCUCGCGCGCCAGGCGGAUGCGUCCCAGACGCGUUCUCCGGGCGAAUCGGCGACCUACCGCAACGUGAAUGCGCCGCUGGGCUUUGACCUGGCCAUGCGUCCCCAGCGCUCGGCGCCGGAUGUGCCCUCUCUGCUGCGCCUCGGCGUCACGGGCGAGGAGAGCGAGCAUUCGCGCCGAAUCCUCGACAUGUCGCUCACCAAUACCGAGCUCCGCCAGCAGGCCGCCGCGUUCGGCCACGGCAUCCACACUCUUUUGCAAGGCUCCCUGCAGACGCUCGUCGUGUACGGCCGCUUCUCGAGCGCGCGCUCGAUCAUUGCGCUGCUCUCUGCCACGGUCGCCGACCUCCCGUGGACGACGCUCUACGUCCCGGACGGCGCGCAACUUUCCUCGCUCCCGGCCGGCGUCGAGCUCGACAAGACGGCGGUGGUGUGCGUGGAUGCUUCCGCGCCGCUGCCCCCGGCCCUCGCGCGCGCCGUGCUCAGCGUCGUGCGCGACAGCGAGCAGCUCGCAAAGGCGCCAAAAGGCACGCGCGUCGUCGAGUUCGACGACGUGCUCGGCCACUCGGCAGACCACACGCCCGCGCCGUGCGACCGCAGUCAGCUGCGCAGCGCGGAGCUCGACGAGGCGGGCGCCAAGACCUUUGCACUGUUCUACGACGACGGCUCGAGGCAGUGGACCCGUGCGACGCACACCUCGCUCACGUCCGGCGUGACGGCGUGGCUGAGCGAGUACCCCCCGGAAAAGAUCCCAGGCAAGAAGGACACGAUCCUCACGGACGCAUUCUACGCGGGCGAGCUGCCUGCGCCGGCAUACGUUGCGCUGGUCCUCACUGCGCUCUACACGGGCGCCGGCUUUGCGAGCGAAGCGCCGUCCGAGCUGCUGGACCUUGUCAAGAUCCUCAAGCCGACGCUCCUUUACCUCACCAAAAAGGGCGCCGAGUGCGUGGAGCAGGCGCUGUGGCUCCCGUCGACCGGCUCGGUGUUCAUCUGGCCGAUGCGCCGCCUGAACAUGUACGCGCUGCGCAGCGGCCGCGUGCCCCGCGAUGCGAUUAUGGACCGUAUUCUCUGUGCCCCGCUGCGCCGUGCGAUCGGCGUCGAUACGGUGCGCAGUGUCUUUCUUUUGAGCAAUGGCUGCCAGUUUGACCAGGGCAUGUUGGACCAGAUGCGCCUGUACCUGGCUGUGCCGACGAUGCACACCUACCUCCCUUCGUACCUGAACGCACGCGGCGACGCUGCGGUCGUUACUGCGCCUGUCGCGGCGUCGAACAUGUACGACCUGCAGGCGUUUGCGCCGCAGCUCGUCGACUUUGAGUCGGCACGCCGCCUUCCGCCACACGUCGGGCCGCCGUCUGUGUCGAUGGAGCUGAAGCUCGUGGCCAACACGCCGGCAGUCAAGGCGCGUGCCGAGGCCAUUGAGCGCAUCAAGUUUGACGAGGUCGCGACACGCGACGACCCGGUGGGCGAGGUGUACGUGCGUGGCUAUGCGCUGGCGCAUGUGCGUGCGCCGGACCUCGCGUCGGAUACGACGCUCUCGGAUUGGUUUGCGACCGGCGACGUGGCGCUUAUGCGCACAAACGGUACCAUGGUGCUGAUCGGCGGCGCGGGCGCGCCCAAGGCGGGUGUCGCGCCUGACAUUACGCUCGACUCGAGCGGCGGGAAGCUGCCUACGCUCAAGGAGCCGGCCGAGCCCGCGCCCGCGCCUGCGCCUGCGCCUGCGCGCAAGAUUGGUGGGAGCCGCGCCACCGCGCCGCUCGCCCUUGCGAUGGUCGCGCUAUGUGCACUGCCGGGUGUGUCGGCGCACUCGCGCGAGGCCGUGCAGCAAGGUCUCAUGCGCCGCGCGACGCCUACGGCCUCGGAGAACAACACGAUGAUCAACUUGGCGCUCAACAGCCUGCUCACCUCGCAACGUGCGUCGUGGGAGCAGGGCGUGACGCAGUCGGCGAUCCUCGAGACGUACUACCCCGAAUGGUCCGUCUUUAAGAAGGGCGAGGCCGGCAAGCUGUACCCCGCCCGGGACACGCUCGGCGUCAAGAUUCCUGCGCAGCUCCUCUCGCUGGCCUUUCACAGCAUUGCGUCGCAGGACGCGAGCGGCCGCCUUGCCUCGGUCGUGACCGGCGACGAGGUGAGUGGCCAAGGCGCGUCGCAGGACUCGGCGAGCUGUGGCGAAGGCGUGCUGAUCGGCGCGUGGAUCGUCGAGGGCUUUACCAACAAUGCCCCCGACACGAACGGGUACUGGGGCGGUGCGGCGAAGCGCCAGCUCGACUAUCUCCAGCGCAAUGUGUCCAAGAGCUCGAACGGGGCGCUGAGCCAGCGUGCGGUCGCGAACCAGGUGCAGCUCUGGUCGGACACGGUGUACAUGGGCCCUCCCUUUUUUGCGCAGUACGGCCUGAUGACCAACAACCGCGAGCUGCUCCAGUACGCGUACACGCAAGUCGAGCUGCUGCACAAUGCGCUCGCCCUCCCCAGCGGCACCGGCAAAGGGCUGUGGGGUCACAUUCUGAACUACACCAACGUGGCGCAGCCCCGCUGGAUCGACCAGCGUGCGUGGCUCACCGGCAAUGCGUGGGCGGCCGCCGGGAUGCUGCGUGUGCUCGCCGCGCUCGAGCAGAGCACCUUUGCCUCCUCCUUCUCGAGCGAGACCGACAACAUCAAGGCGUGGAUCGACGAGCUGCUGAGUGCGGCGUACAACUCGGUCGACGCGAGCGGUCUCUUGCACAAUGUCGUGAACGACACGCGGACGUUUUUGGACGGCUCUGGCUCGGCGCUCCUGGCCUACUCCGUCUUCCGGCUCGGGAGCAUGGACCCCAGCAAGCGCGGCUUGAUUUCGCACGCCGAGACGGCGUACGGAACGCUGCAAAACUCGCUGGACCCCUACGGCUCGUACACCAACGAUAUCCUCACGGUGAACGAGCUGAACACCAACAGCCCCGGUGCGACCUCGACCGAGAGUCUGGCGUUCCUUGCGCUGCUGGCCGCCGCGCGCCGCGACUACUACGCCGGGAACACUACCGGAUCCAACGGCACGGUCUCGCCGCCGAAAGAGGCGUCGGGCGUGCGGGCCAAUGCUGCGAUCUAUCCCCUGUUUGUGGCCGGUGCCACGCUGGGUGCGGCGGUACUUGCUGCAAUGUAA